AUUUUUGAAACCUUGGAGAAUGAGCCUAUAAGUCUUGAAGAAAUGGCCUUCAAAUUUGCUGUCACCAAUAUAAACAGAAACAGGACAUUAAUGCCAAAUACCACAUUAACCUAUGACAUCCAGAGAAUUAACCUCUUUGAUAGUUUUGAAGCAUCAAGAAGAGCUUGUGACCAGCUUGCUCUUGGUGUAGCUGCUGUGUUUGGUCCAUCUCACAGCUCAUCUGUAAGUGCAGUGCAGUCUAUCUGUAAUGCAUUAGAAGUACCUCAUAUCCAGACCCGGUGGAAACAUCCUGCAGUGGAUAACAAAGACACAUUUUACAUCAAUCUCUACCCAGAUUAUGUUUCCAUCAGCAGAGCUAUUUUGGACAUUGUGCAAUAUUACAAAUGGAAAACAGUUACAGUGGUAUAUGAAGACAGCACAGGGUUAAUUCGCCUGCAGGAGCUUAUCAAAGCACCAUCCAGAUAUAAUAUCAAAAUUAAAAUCCGGCAACUCCCCACAGUGAGUAAGGAUGCCAGACCUCUAUUGAAAGAGAUGAAGAAGGGCAAGGAGUUCUUUGUAAUAUUCGACUGCACACACCAAACAACUGCAGAGGUUCUUAAGCAGAUCCUUUCCAUGGGGAUGAUGACUGAAUACUAUCACUACUUUUUUACCACACUGGACCUGUUUGCUUUGGAUCUUGAACCCUACCGAUACAGUGGAGUCAACAUUACUGGAUUUCGACUUCUCAACAUCGACAAUGCGCAUGUGGCUUCAGUUGUAGAUAAAUGGUCGAUGGAACGUCUCCAAGCACCUCCCAAACCUGAAACUGGCUUAUUAGACGGCAUUAUGACAACAGAAGCUGCCCUAAUGUAUGACGCUGUGUACAUGGUAGCUAUGGCUUCACAGCGUUCCUCCCAAAUGACAGUCAGCUCUUUGCAGUGUCAUAGACACAAACCUUGGCGCUUCGGACCAAGAUUCAUGAACCUAUUUAGAGAGGCACAGUGGGAUGGAUUGACCGGACAUAUCACCAUUAAUAAAUCAGACGGUCUGAGGAAAGAUUUUGAUUUGGAAAUAAUCAGUCUUAAUGAAGAAGGGAUGGAAAAGAUUGGAAUUUGGAAUUCAAAUGGUGGCCUUAACCUGACUGAUAGCAACAAAGAGAAAACAGCUAAUGUUACAGACUCGAUGGCAAAUAGAACACUUAUUGUAACUACUAUUCUGGAAGACCCAUAUGUAAUGUAUAAGAAAUCAGACAAACCAUUGUAUGGAAAUGACCGAUUUGAGGGAUACUGUCUGGAUUUGUUGAAGGAGCUUUCGAACAUUCUUGGUUUUACUUAUGAGGUGAAUCUUGUAUCAGAUGGUAAAUAUGGAGCCCAGAACGACAAGGGUGAAUGGAAUGGAAUGGUCAGAGAACUUAUAGAUCACAAAGCUGACCUGGCUGUGGCUCCUUUAACCAUAACCUAUGUGAGGGAGAAGAUGAUUGACUUUUCCAAGCCUUUCUUGACCCUGGGGAUCAGUAUUUUGUACCGAAAACCAAAUGGCACAAACCCUGGUGUAUUCUCCUUCUUAAAUCCUCUCUCUCCUGAUAUCUGGAUGUAUGUUCUACUGGCCUGCCUUGGUGUCAGCUGUGUGCUGUUUGUCAUAGCAAGGUUUACACCUUAUGAGUGGUAUAACCCCCACCCAUGCAACCCUGACUCGGACGUGGUGGAAAACAAUUUUACUUUGCUAAAUAGUUUCUGGUUUGGAGUUGGAGCUCUCAUGCAGCAAGGAACAGAACUGAUGCCCAAAGCACUUUCCACAAGAAUAGUUGGUGGAAUCUGGUGGUUUUUUACUUUAAUAAUCAUAUCAUCCUACACUGCUAACCUGGCUGCCUUCUUGACUGUUGAGAGAAUGGAUUCACCAAUUGAUUCUGCAGACGAUCUAGCCAAACAAACUAAAAUUGAAUAUGGGGCUGUCAGAGACGGAUCAACCAUGACAUUUUUUAAGAAAUCGAAAAUUUCUACGUUUGAAAAAAUGUGGGCCUUUAUGAGUAGCAGACAACAGACGGCCUUGGUAAAGAAUAAUGAUGAAGGAAUUCAACGAGUACUGACUACUGACUAUGCGCUGCUGAUGGAGUCUACCAGCCUCGAGUUUGUCACUCAGAGAAACUGCAACCUUACACAGAUUGGAGGGCUCAUUGACUCAAAGGGUUAUGGAGUUGGGACACCCAUUGGUUCCCCUUACAGGGAUAAAGUCACUAUUGCAAUCCUACAGUUACAAGAGGAAGGCAAAUUGCAUAUGAUGAAGGAGAAAUGGUGGCGUGGUAAUGGUUGCCCUGAAGAAGACAGCAAAGAAGCAAGUGCUUUGGGAGUGGAAAACAUUGGAGGGAUUUUUAUUGUACUUGCAGCAGGACUUGUGCUUUCUGUCUUUGUAGCCAUUGGAGAGUUUAUAUAUAAAUCCAGGAAAAAUAAUGACAUAGAACAGAUUGCAGUGCAAGCAAACACAUCCCUCCAAUUCCACCUCUGGAACACUUAUCAACGGAGUUAGAGUGUGGGAAGCUAAUCUGGGAAGAACUGGGGAUGGGAACUCGGCAAUCAAUUCACAUUGUGUAGUCAUAAAAGUGUGAGGUGUGUCUGUCUACACCCUGCAGACGGGUUAUACGUUGUAUCAAGACAAGGGUUGAGGACCUGCAAAGUAGAUGAUAUGUAGUUGAUAUUACAAUAAAAACGCAAGCCUCACAUAGGAGUAACACAAUAUUUUUUGAUUCUGGUUUUGUUACAAACGAUGCUAGUCUGUGGUCAGGCUUCCAUACAGUAACCAUUUUGUAUGUCAACCUCCUUUGCUCUGUUUAUAUUAUAUUCUAAAUCAGUUAUAAUUCUAAUGGUUCCAAAUAUAUAGGUAAGGUUACUUAACUGGUAUUAACUGGUGAA
Molecule: messenger RNA, 2885 nt
Organism: Polyodon spathula (Mississippi paddlefish)
Lineage: Eukaryota; Metazoa; Chordata; Actinopteri; Acipenseriformes; Polyodontidae
Product: glutamate receptor ionotropic, kainate 1
Exons: 15
Coding region: 43-2502 (819 amino acids)
Biological process (GO): modulation of chemical synaptic transmission; monoatomic ion transport; synaptic transmission, glutamatergic
Cellular component (GO): postsynaptic membrane; presynaptic membrane; kainate selective glutamate receptor complex
Molecular function (GO): kainate selective glutamate receptor activity; transmitter-gated monoatomic ion channel activity involved in regulation of postsynaptic membrane potential
Source: RefSeq, a predicted model, not a curated record